GCGUGCGCAUCGUCGCCGCCGCUACUCAAAAGCCUGCGAGGCAGCCUCGAGCCUCUUUACGCCGUUCGCGACAUGAUUCCGCGACGUAUAAUCCCUCGGCUGCCGCUGCUGCGAGCGCUGGUCCCGCGCGCCGUGUCCUCGCCCCUUCUGCCCUUGACUUCGCGUCUUCGCACCCAACCGCUGCGCGCAUCCGUUCUCCCCUCGUCGUCGCGCUCCUUCCACAGCUCCCCCUCUCGCCUCAGCAGCCCCGAGCCAGCUGCACACGACCCCUCCACCGGCAUCCCGCCCAAUGCCAGCCUUUCGCAGCGCCUAAAGUACCUCAUCAAGUACUACGGCUGGUACGCGCUCGGCGUCUACCUCGUCCUCUCCGUCCUCGACUUUAGCAUCUCCUUCGCCGCCAUCAACAUCGUCGGCGCCGAGCAUGUCUCCCGGGCUGCCGCCGCGGUCAAGGAGUACGUGGCCAGCAUGAUCCAUUCGACACCCCCGGAACCGGGCAGGGAGGAGAUCGAGAGCACGUCGCAGCACGCUGCUGCUGGCGGGCAGGAGGGGCUCUACGCCAUGCUCGUGCUCGCGUACACCAUCCACAAGACCGUGUUCCUCCCCGUCCGGGUCGGUCUGACGGCGGGCUUCACGCCCAAGUUGGUCAACUGGCUGGGGCAGCGAGGGUGGGUCGGCAUUCGGGGCACAAGGCGCGCCGCACAGCAUAUGAGAGAGCGGUCAAAAGACAUGAGGGAGCGCAUCAACAACAACAAGCCAUGAUAUACAGGUCGCCCCUCUGUCUUCGUCCCCUCUGUCACACUUUAUCUCUGCAGCUUGCAUGAAUCCUCGACCCUCACUCGUAUUAUAAUCUGUAUCAUCGCUUAGACGAACAUUACAUGGAUUAAUGCAUACUUUGCUACCAAUGAUGGUCAAUCCAGAACACGACCAGGACGUAUUCAUACACCGGCCCAGAAAUCGCUGUCUGCAGCCAAAGUCUGCCGGACCUGUGUCGCCAUCUUUUCCUUCAUACUGCGUCGCCUGUCUCGCCGCUCUUUCUUGUAUUCCUUGAUCAGGUCGCGGGUUUCCUUGAUGUUCUCUUUG
Molecule: messenger RNA, 1080 nt
Organism: Gloeophyllum trabeum ATCC 11539
Lineage: Eukaryota; Fungi; Basidiomycota; Agaricomycetes; Gloeophyllales; Gloeophyllaceae
Exons: 2
Coding region: 73-759 (228 amino acids)
Cellular component (GO): mitochondrion
Source: RefSeq, a predicted model, not a curated record